GGUUUUGAUGAUCGAGGGAAUGGAUAGCGCCUGGCUGUGCGGGCGCGAUGUCGGUGAUGGGGACGAGUUUAGGGUGCGAUAAUCCGCAGCGCGCGCUGAGCGCCACUGAGGGAUUGUUGUCUAGGAUGAGAGGGAAUCCGCAAUGCGGCGUAGGGAAUGGCAUGGAGCAUUGUCCAGCAUGUCAGGACGAUGAAGAAAUCCCUGUUAGGACGUAUGUAGGAUGACCAACAGUGCUUCACUCGGGCGCAAUGGCUGUCCAACUCGAACGAGCAUGGAGAACAUCAAGCAGCCAAAGUAUGGAUAUGCCCGUGCAAGAGGAGAGCUUCAGCGUGGUGGCUCACGGGCAAGAUCACACGAAGCUCAAGCGUCUCCGUUGCCCAAGAGCCCACAGCACCACCAUCACUCCAAGGUUUCAAAGGCGAAACGCAUGCGUUUUCUCACGAAGUCGGACAAAGGCUGGAGUUGGCUGUCGGUGCAAAUGCGUGACGUUGCCUCGGAGGUUAAGAUGGGAAUGGCCAGGAAGGGAGAGCUUCCACAGGAAUUGGUGCAAGCACUCUGGGGCCGUCAAGGGCCGUGUUGCAAGGGACAGGAAGCACUGGCCGACCACAUUGAUCACAAGCUCGAGAAGAAGCUAAAGUCCAAGGGAAAAGGAAAGCCAGGACGUAAGCCACAGAAGCCUGACACCAGGGUCUAUCCUGACGAGGAUGAUAAAGCACUUGAGGAUGAUGCUCCAAAGACACGCAAAAGUAGGCAGAAGAAAAUUCCUGAAACCUUGAUGGACGUGCUGCUGGCAAAAUGGGUUUAUUUUGACCAUUCGCAUGCGGAUGUGUCGCAGGUUGAUAAGCACAUCCACGCAAAGUAUUGUGAGAAUGCUUUUGGUCACUUCCUUUUCCCCGAUGGCCGACAAGUUCAUGGUUCUUACAGCGUUCCCUUGAGCUACUUGGUUCAAGAGCUACGGAAGCUGCUGACACACCUCAGAAGCAAGAUUGUCAACACGCAUUACAAGGAUCUGCCUAUUUUCAGUCCGCCAGAGCAACAAAUCCUACCCGAGUUUGAGCCUCCAGAAAUGAAGCCUCUGCCACAGCUGUAUCCCAUAGACGGCCUUUUUUCCAUUCCAACCGAAGAAUCCGAGGGGAUUGGUCCUAGCCUUGAGCUCCCGGUCUUUGAAGCCCCUGUUCCCAAAGAACUUCCUGCUCUUGAUUUGCCACCCCCUCUCCGCGUCUCACCUUUGAAAAUUCCGCCUCAGCCAAUCUUUCUGGAAGAUGAAAACAGCAUCGACAGAACCUUAUACAAGGAAGAUCCUCUGCCAACUUACUAUGCCCCUGAGAAACUUCCUUUGCCUCAAUGGGUGGAACCCAAACUUCUCGACUUCCCGAGUGCUCCAAUUCCUAUGAAGGUUCCAGUUUUACCGAUGCCAGUUAUGGAGGCUCUUCCGCCAUUUGUUGCUCCGAUUCCUGAACCUCGGCCUUGUGAAAAAGCCUACUAUGCUGUCGACGAGAGCUUUGGUCCCUGUUGUUGCGAGGGGAAGUGCAUGCCAAAUGUCGACAUGUAUGCUAGGAAAGGCAAGCCUUGUCAAGCCAAGCCGAGAGCCCUCCUUCCUUAUCCAGAGUCACCUUAUCCUCUACCUCUAGUGUUGAAACCCGAACCCGUUUUCCUACCACCUGUAGGCGAGCCACUUCCAGAAUUCCAUCCUCCCGCAUUGAAAGUAAGGCCAGCUUACGUUCCACCACCUCCGCUCGUGUUGCCUCCAUGGAAGCCUCCUCCAGCUCCGGAUCCUAUAGGAUAUCUUGCUGGACAGAGGCCUAUAUUCCUUAUAGACGCCAGUGGAACCAUGGCUAAAGGAGGUAUGAAAAUGGCUCAUGACAUCCUGACUGCGGUUUUUUCUCCCAGGGGCCAGGUUGCCAUAGCAGCAACGCAUUUCGACAUUAUCAUGUACUCGUUUGAUGCCUGGAGUUACGCUUCCAUGGAGAACUACAGGCUGCAGGCAAUGAUAGAGAAAACGCCUGCCAGCCUUGAGGAGGCGCUGAACUGGGCAUUGCGUUGGGGAGCAGGAGGCCCAACGAAUCUGCUGAAGGCUCUCGAUGUUUCUUUUAGUCGGAGCUUUUGUGAUUGCAUAUAUCUUCUCACUGAUGGAAAGCCAGACAAGCCUGUUCUGGUGAUGCAACAAAUCAAGAAGCUUCUAAAGAUGCAAGGCGCUGUCACCCCCCUGUACACAGUUGGAUUGGGGACGACGAAGUAUGGAGAACGUUUCCUGCAGAGGAUCUCCGAGCUAACUGGAGGCGUUGUAAGACAUGUCGACCGGAAUUGGGCAACAAAACCGCCGCCAGUGUCAGGGGUGGCUCUGGAAGACAUGCUGUGGGCUAAAUCCAUCAUAGAAGGCGAGCAACGGAGGAACAUCGUUCGUGGUAUGGUUGAGACGAUACACGACCUUGAGGAGAAAGUGAGGCUACGUUACGACAAGGAAAGAAACGCACCUCGGCUAGCAGCUUAUCAGAAGAAUCAGAAGAAAAUGGAGGAGGACUACGAGGCGCUUAUAAAGUCAAUUGACGAAGAAAACGAAGCAUUGCUAGCGGCUGCCAAGAGGAAGUACGAGGACGGCUGCAAAGAUAUCAUUGCAAGGAACAUGGUACUGCACGACUUUGCCAGGGAGAAGUGGUUGGAGGAGUGCCGGCGUGUCGAGCAGCUGAAUCAACGCGCUGUAGAAGAAAUCGAGAAAUGGAAGCGCCAGGUGAAGCACAUUGACGAAGAGAACGCAAGGCUGGUAGCCGAGGCCAAAAAGCAGUACGAGAAGGACGUGAAAUGGGUGGAGGAAAUGAACGCGCUCAGUCUGAAGCAAGCAAUGGAAGAGUACGAGGUCGAUUGUCUCAAGAAGAAAACAGCAUUCGAGUUUAAAGUCAAGGAGACCGAGAGGCAGCAGAAGGAGAUGGAAGAGACAGUCGCGACCAGGAACAGGAUCAACCAGGAGAACCACGCAAAAAUGGUGGCCGAGAUCACUCAGACGAACAAAGAAACAACAGAAAAAGCUCACGCGGAUCACGCAGCGAGGGUGGCGUACAUCGAGUCGGAGAACGCGCGCAUCAAAAAGGAGUCGGAGGACGCAUUCCAGAGCACCUACGACAAAGUAAAGCUGGAAAACGCUCGACGAGUAGCGGCUCUCAAACAGAAGAUCCAAGACCUCAAAGAGAACAAGGAGAAGACACUGUCGACUUACAAAGCAGAGCUAGCAGCAGCCAUGGCGGAGCACGAGGCACAGUCCAAGAAGUUUGCCAAGCUCAACCAGGAGACCGAGGAGCGCGCAAGGGCGAACUGGAAGCUGGCGUGCGAGGCAGUGGCUGCCGAGAACAUGGCGAUUGCAAAGGCCGCAGUGGAGGAGUACGAGCGGCAAUCCAAGUUCGUUCACGAGGAGAACAUGAGGCGCGCCAGUCAGAUAGCAGCGAUGCUCAAGAAAAAGGCCGAGGUGGAAGCUCAAAACGAGGAGGUGACGAGGGUGAAGAAGAUCCAGUGGAAGGCGGCCUGCGCACAGGCGGAGGUCGACUACGAGACGGAUGUAACACGGGCGAAAGAAGAACACGAGAAGCUCUCGCUGGAGGUGAAUGCCAAGAACUCGGAGGCUUUCCAGGAGGCUCUGCUGGAACACAAGGCAAAGGUGGCGGCGGUGAAGAGUUACAACGAGACUAUCCGCCCGUUUGUGGAGGCGUCCAUCCUCGUCAAGGCGGAGAUAGCACGCGUGGAGAAGUUCAUCCGCUACAUCGGCAAUGCGUGCCUGGAUCCAAACCGCAAGUCCACGGACACGGCGUCGGAUCUAAACGUGCUGGGGAAGUCCGAGCAGGGAAUGGAGACCAAGAUCUUGGUGGAGGCGCUGCAGGAGGCUUACAGUACCAAGCGCGAGGGUGGUGACUACGUCCAGAGGCCCAGUUUCUACUCGGGCAAGGACUUCUCCGGGAUGAUACCGAUCCAUCCACCUCGAGCACCACAGCACCACUGCCCGGACUUGGAUGGCCACGUCCGGUUGAAGGAGCUGGAACUGGAGAGGUUGAGGCUCGAACUAGAGGAGAUCAAAGCCGAAGAGGAAGCCAAGAUAUCCAAAGAGAAGGACAAGCCGCUCUUCAGAUUCUAA
This is a messenger RNA of Selaginella moellendorffii, 4117 nucleotides long. RefSeq lists its product as uncharacterized. Lineage: Eukaryota; Viridiplantae; Streptophyta; Lycopodiopsida; Selaginellales; Selaginellaceae. Bases 221 to 4117 code for a protein of 1298 amino acids. The record is from RefSeq and is a predicted model, not a curated record. The transcript is spliced from 9 exons.